AUGGGUGAAGUGAAGGUGAUUGGAUCAACUUUAAGCCUAUUCUGCACGAGAAUUGAAUGGGCUCUGAAGCUUAAAGGGGUUGAAUAUGAAUACAUAGUGGAAGAUUUAAUGAACAAGAGUCCAAUCCUUCUGAAAUACAAUCCUGUGCAUAAGAAAGUCCCUGUGCUGGUUCACGAUGACAAACCGAUUGCUGAAUCACUUGUAAUUCUUGAAUAUAUCGAUGAGUUGUGGAAAGAAAAGUACCCUUUACUGCCUGAAGAUCCAUGUGAGAGAGCCAUGGCUCGCUUCUGGACUAAAUUUGCUGAUGAGAAGUGUUAUGCUUGA
Messenger RNA from Pistacia vera, 324 nucleotides. RefSeq names its product glutathione transferase GST 23-like. The transcript has a single exon. Gene Ontology annotation, molecular function: glutathione transferase activity. The record is from RefSeq and is a predicted model, not a curated record. The coding region runs from base 1 to 324 and encodes 107 amino acids. Gene Ontology annotation, cellular component: cytoplasm. NCBI's taxonomy places the organism in Eukaryota, Viridiplantae, Streptophyta, Magnoliopsida, Sapindales, Anacardiaceae. Gene Ontology annotation, biological process: glutathione metabolic process.